UUGAUUUCGAGCACUGCUGCUACCCAAAAAUCCCUAUCGUCUUGCUCUCUCGCUCUCUUUCGCUCCGAUAAAUCUCUCUCACCUUAGCCCUGAUUCCCUCAACUCCACCAGUUUCGUAACAUGAAGCUCCUUCUGAAUCAAGCUCGCCGCCACUACAGCCUUUACUCACCGUCUCGAUGCCUCCAGAUCAGAUGCUUCUCCUCUGAUCAGAACCCCACAACCGCCGAAAUUGAGAAUCCCCGAUCUUAUGGAGGGCCACCGUUGCAACAAUCACCACGGCUGUCGCCGAGUGAGAACAUGCGUUCUCUCAUGGAUUUUACCGGGAUAUCGGGAUACGUGAUGGCUCGUCCUACCGCCCCUAAUCCCAGACUGCCUUUGGGUUCUUCUGAGGAUGAGAAGAUGGUUCUUCCUACUGUCCCGAAAUCAAGAGUCCCUUUCGGUUCUUCUGGGAAGGUUUUCAUGGAGGCAUUAGAGGGCCGACAUUAUCAACAUGUGUCUGGAUCAGAAAAACCUUCAGCACUGUCCACCCGCAACUGGUACCACUCCAUAAUCCGGUCACACCCUCCCUCGACUCCCCCUAGAUUUGGGAAUAAUUUCGCAGCUCAGUUUGCUAGUUUCAGUACAGCAGUUGGAAAUACAGAAGUGACAGCUAAUACCAUGAAUACGCUCCGCCCAUUAUCUCCUCAUCUUCCUAUUUAUAAGCCACAGCUUAGUUCAACCGUUUCUAUUUUCAAUAGAAUUUCUGGGGCUUCACUAGCUGCUGCAUUUUUUGCUUUUCAUCUUCUUUGUCUGAAAAUGGGUCCAAUUUGCUUCACCUAUUUUCCUUUCUACAAGAUCUUCUUUUAUACAUCACAACUUGCCCCUUCCUUCGCUGGGAUUGCUUCCUUAGCCCUGUCCUAUCAUACAUUUAUGGGGAUUCGUCAUUUCUUGGCGGAAUCCUCUGGAUUUCGCUUUCUUAGAAUUGGGGGGAAAUGAGCGAAAUGGCUGUUCAGGAUUUCACCUAAACUUUUUUGGUUCAAUAAAAAUGAGACUUUCUCAUGCCAUGACGUACUUUUUAUUAUUCACUUCGAUAGCACUUCUUUAAAGCUUAUUCUGCACUCCCCAUCAUCUGGAGAAUCAUACCGGUCGUGAUGAACUAUGCUCCAAGGUGAUUAAGUUGAAGUAAAAACCAAUGGUCACUCCUAGUUAUUGAUUAUUUCUAUGGAUGGGUUUUCAUGGCUUGUGACUUGUUUUCUGAAACUGUAUGCUGACUAGUUUCUUGACCUCUUUUGUUGAAUUAAGUAUGCAAUUUGGUGUUUAGUUUUACUGAAAUUGUAGGGGUUGAUUCCCUAGGACUAAAGCAAUACAAUCAGGUUUGGUGCAGAUCAGUAUACCGACCAAUCUAUAAUGGUGAUCAAA
Molecule: messenger RNA, 1398 nt
Organism: Tripterygium wilfordii
Lineage: Eukaryota; Viridiplantae; Streptophyta; Magnoliopsida; Celastrales; Celastraceae
Exons: 4
Coding region: 121-975 (284 amino acids)
Biological process (GO): tricarboxylic acid cycle; mitochondrial electron transport, succinate to ubiquinone
Cellular component (GO): membrane
Molecular function (GO): electron transfer activity; succinate dehydrogenase activity
Source: RefSeq, a predicted model, not a curated record